Argiope bruennichi is the source of this 1098-nucleotide messenger RNA. Its product is annotated as speckle-type POZ protein homolog. The transcript has a single exon. Gene Ontology annotation, molecular function: ubiquitin protein ligase binding. The record is from RefSeq and is a predicted model, not a curated record. The coding region runs from base 1 to 1098 and encodes 365 amino acids. Gene Ontology annotation, cellular component: cytoplasm. NCBI's taxonomy places the organism in Eukaryota, Metazoa, Arthropoda, Arachnida, Araneae, Araneidae. Gene Ontology annotation, biological process: regulation of proteolysis; proteasome-mediated ubiquitin-dependent protein catabolic process.
AUGACAAUCCGCUAUAGAAUUUUUAAAUCCGAGGAGCCCUUCUUAGACGCAGGACAGUGUUUCGCUCGCACUCGAAUUCGAGUGAAAAAAACAGCAUUUAUUGGAUUCAUGGAAAAGUUUAGCAGUCUGGUUUCUGAUGAGAAGAGGGCAUUGUCUAUUAAAUCGUUUUCAACUGAAGAACAGUUAUUCACUCUGAGCUUAAGUCUUGCUGGCGAUCUCUGUUGCAAAGAAAGACUAUGGAUUGAAGUCACACCCAACAAGAAAGAUGAUAUAAAGUUUUGCAAGUGUAAAUUAUUUCUUUUGGAUGCCAGAGGAACGAAGAGAGAAUGCGGGAGAAAUGAAAUUUUAUUCUGUAAAAAUGUAUCACAAGAAUGGAAAUUUCCUCUAAAUUUUACUAAAGGUUACAUGAUGAUGAAAACCAACGAGUUUCUAUCAAAUGAUACUCUGACUCUGAAAUGUGAAUUUUCCUUUUCUACUGAUAUAGAAUAUGAAGCAAUAGAAGACAGCGAGUUUGGUGAUAUUUCUGUUCAUAAAAAUCAAUUUCGCAAGAUCCCUAGUGCUUUAGAAGACAUGAUUUGUUUAUACAAGGAAGGUAUCCUCUGUGACUUGAAGCUGCGAACUGAAACUGAAACUUUUAACGUCCAUAAGACUGUUUUAUGUGCACGAUCCUCUGUAUUCAAAAGUAUGUUUACCACCGACAUGAGAGAGAAGACUACUGAUUGCGUGACCAUCGAAGAUUUAGAUGCGGAAACAGUUCGUCUGAUGCUCAUGUUCCUCUAUUCGGAUAGACUGGAAGACAUGAAUUUGGAACAAGCAAAAAGCCUCUAUUUCGCUGCAGACAAAUACAAUAUUGUAGCUCUGAAGUAUAAAUGUUCAGAUUUUUUGAAGAGUAACCUCCAGCCUCCCAAAAGUUGCGAUCUCUUGCUUCUUUCAGACAUGCACCAAGAUGAAGAACUGAAAAAAUAUGUGCAGGAAUUCAUAAUAAACAACCACGAGGAAAUUCUUCAAACCGAUCAGUGGAUGAAUUUGGAGAAAACUAACCCGGAGUUGACAAUACAAAUUUUUCGAGCUUUGUAUCAAAGAAACUUGAAAAAUUAA